Molecule: messenger RNA, 1389 nt
Organism: Oryza sativa Japonica Group (Japanese rice)
Lineage: Eukaryota; Viridiplantae; Streptophyta; Magnoliopsida; Poales; Poaceae
Product: transcription factor GHD7-like
Biological process (GO): regulation of flower development
Cellular component (GO): nucleus
Molecular function (GO): DNA-binding transcription factor activity; protein binding
Source: RefSeq, a predicted model, not a curated record
CUCCCUUGCCCUAGCUGGCUAGCCUCUUCUCCUCCACACACGCGCCGCGACGCCAGCGACACCGCGCCGCUACAUGAUCGAUCGACCUCGAGCUCGUGCCUCCCUACUUGCACAAACCAACAAGCCGCGCGCCACCACACAGCCCAGGACUCCAGGAGUGGUGGUGGUGCUAGGUAGCUAGCUAGUAGUAGUUUUUCUUUAGCUAGCUAGCUUGGGCGCGCGCGCGCGCGGCGGCAUGUCGGCGGCGUCGGGCGCCGCGUGCGGGGUGUGUGGGGGAGGGGUGGGGGAGUGCGGGUGCCUGCUGCAUCAGCGGCGUGGGGGAGGCGGUGGUGGUGGAGGUGGAGGGGUGAGGUGCGGGAUCGCGGCGGACCUGAACCGGGGGUUUCCGGCGAUCUUUCAGGGGGUGGGGGUGGAGGAGACGGCGGUGGAAGGGGAUGGAGGAGCCCAGCCGGCGGCCGGGCUGCAGGAGUUCCAGUUCUUCGGCCACGACGACCACGACAGCGUCGCGUGGCUCUUCAACGACCCGGCGCCGCCCGGCGGGACGGACCACCAGCUUCACCGCCAAACCGCGCCCAUGGCGGUCGGCAACGGCGCGGCGGCGGCGCAGCAGCGGCAGGCGUUCGACGCGUACGCGCAGUACCAGCCGGGGCACGGGCUCACGUUCGACGUGCCGCUCACCCGAGGCGAGGCCGCCGCCGCGGUGCUCGAGGCCAGCCUCGGCCUCGGCGGCGCCGGCGCCGGCGGCAGGAACCCGGCGACGUCGAGCAGCACAAUCAUGUCCUUCUGUGGGAGCACGUUCACUGACGCCGUGAGCUCCAUCCCGAAAGAUCACGCGGCGGCGGCGGCGGUCGUUGCCAACGGCGGCCUGAGCGGCGGCGGCGGCGACCCGGCGAUGGACCGGGAGGCGAAGGUGAUGCGGUACAAGGAGAAGAGGAAGCGGAGGCGAUACGAGAAGCAGAUCCGGUACGCCUCGCGCAAGGCCUACGCCGAGAUGCGGCCGCGCGUGAAGGGCCGCUUCGCCAAGGUGCCCGACGGCGAGCUGGACGGCGCGACACCGCCGCCGCCGUCCUCCGCCGCCGGCGGCGGCUACGAGCCCGGCCGGCUCGACCUCGGAUGGUUCCGUUCGUAGCUAGCAGCCUAGCACUAUAAUAGCAGAUCAUUAUUUCUCUCUUUGUAUACGUACUCUACGUACAUAGGCCAAGCAUGCAUUGACUAGCUAGGCUAUUGGUUGAAAAGUUUAAGGUUUAAUUAAGGUAGAUAUAUAUGGCAACAAGUAUAUAUAUGUGAUUUACUUGUCUUACUGAAGAACUAGCAUGGUGACCCGCGCAGAUUGCUCGGCUAGCAUCAUUAUAUUUUCUCUCAUAUAAUAGCAUAUAUGUUUUCUCAUUA